UGCAAUACACACAAGUGAAGGACCAAAAGCCAAACCUUUGGUGUAUUUAAUCAUCUUUAUCGGGAAAAAUACAUCACCAACAAAUGAGUAAAGUCGAAGACUAUUUCUAAAGUCGCUGGUUAAACUUUAUGUUUACAGCCGAGUAUAUCCUAACGUUAUUGAAAAGUCCGGUAGCUUUUAAACGUUAGAUUCGGUUGAAAACGUUAAGAUGCCGUCCCGUGUUGAAGACUACGAGUUGCUGUUCACCAUAGGAACGGGUUCCUAUGGAAAAUGCCAGAAAAUAAGAAGAAAAUCUGAUGGGAAAAUCCUUGUGUGGAAGGAGCUGGACUAUGGCACCAUGGGAGAGAGUGAAAAGCAGAUGCUGGUGUCAGAGGUGAACCUCCUGAGGGAGCUCAAGCAUCCAAACAUCGUGAAGUACUAUGACCGCAUCAUAGACCGGAUCAAUGCCAAGCUGUACAUUGUCAUGGAGUACUGCGAGGGUGGGGACCUGUCCAGCCUCAUCGCCCAAUGCAUCAAAGUAGGUCGUUAUUUGGAGGAGCAGUUUGUCCUGCGAGUCAUGGCACAGCUCAUGUUGGCCCUGAAGGAGUGCCACAGACGCAGUGACGGCAGGGCUACAGUCCUUCAUCGAGACCUGAAACCAGCCAACAUCUUCCUCGACAUCAAACAGAAUGUGAAGCUCGGAGACUUUGGCCUCGCGAGGAUCCUGAACCAUGACACCAGUUUUGCAAAGACAUUUGUCGGCACACCUUACUACAUGUCUCCAGAACAAAUAGACCGGAUGUCAUACAAUGAGAAGUCAGAUAUAUGGUCCCUGGGGUGUUUGCUGUAUGAACUUUGUGCAUUGUCCCCUCCAUUUACUGCUUACCGUCAAAAAGAACUUGCAGUAAAGAUCAGGGAGGGGAAGUUCAGAAGAAUCCCGUACCGGUACUCUGAGCAACUCAACAACUUACUGUGCAAAAUGCUCAACCUGAAGGACUAUCUGAGGCCCUCUGUGGAGUCUAUUCUCCAGAGCAGCCUGUUGGCCGAGGCGGUUGCUGAGGAGCUGAGGAGGGCACAGGCUCGACUCCAAAGGAGGACGGCAGACUCCGACAGUCCUCCUAACAAAGCGGCUGACCCGACACCCGCCCCCGCCGCAGAGCUCAGACUCCGGGAGCAAGCGCUACGCGACCGAGAAAAGGCACUGAAGGAACGUGAGGAGAGGCUGGAGCAAAGAGAGCAGGAGCUUUGUGUCCGUGAGCGACUGUCAAAUGAGAAACUCGCAAGAGCAGAGAGUUUACUGAAGAAUUGCAACCGCCUGCAGCAGCAGAGGGAUGGCAAAGACAUAGAUUUGGAGAACCUCUCUCCGGGCACAAAGAAAGUCCACUUUGCUGGUGAGAGCAAAGAGAACCAGCGGCCAGAUGGGCAUCCGAGCGGGACGUCCCAGGAGAUGAUUUUGAGGAGGCUGCAUGCGGCCAACCUGCGCGCUCAGACACUGAAUGAAGUUGAGAAGACAUGUCAGUUCAAGAGCAGGCAGAUACUCGGCAUCCGCUGAUCUCAAAGAUACCCCUGUCUGACAUGUGACUGAUUUGUUAAAGCCUCUGAAGGCUAGUCGUUGUAACUGGAUGUAAAUUAAGCUGUAUUUAUUUGAUGAUUCAGUAGUGAAGCAAACUGAUUUAAUCCUCUUUAUUGUC
Molecule: messenger RNA, 1670 nt
Organism: Trematomus bernacchii (emerald rockcod)
Lineage: Eukaryota; Metazoa; Chordata; Actinopteri; Perciformes; Nototheniidae
Gene: nek2
Product: NIMA-related kinase 2
Exons: 9
Coding region: 209-1531 (440 amino acids)
Biological process (GO): protein phosphorylation
Molecular function (GO): ATP binding; protein kinase activity
Source: RefSeq, a predicted model, not a curated record